GGCCCUGCCUUGUCAUUGUGACACCCUUUUUAUCCACCCACUUACAAUUUACUUGGCUCAGGUCAGUUGACAUGGACGACCAGAGUGCCUUGUUUGAACCACCACCCCCUCCUGAUGAAGUAGCAGUAGGUGAAUCUCAGGAGUCUCUCCGAGAUGUUGUGGAAAGAAUGAGGUCAGAGGUUGAAACACAAGCCAAGCACGAGGCAGAGAGGACCCAGAUCUCAAUACCAUGGCAGUCCUUCAAUCCGAGGUGCACCAUUUGGCUGCGUAUGUAGCCGCCCAGCACCUUGAGGAGCGUUUUGAGGGCCUGCGCUAUGAGGUCUCCACUGAGCUCCACUACCUGCGCAGUCUCCUGUCCCACUCUCCCUGCUCCUCUCCCACUCUCCAAGCCUCCUGCUCCAGCACUCACCCCUCAGACAUCCAGAGGCAGGCUGCCAUCAACCACAUCUCUCAGGAACUCUACCACAGUCGAAGAGUCCUGUGGGAGCAGAUUGCUGAGCUAAGGGAGGAAGUCCACAACAUUCAGGGCCUGCUUAAAAAACAAAGAGAUGAAACUAUGCGCAGAUUGACAGAAAAAUACUGCAAAGAUAUGUGCUUGGAGAGGAUGAUUGACAGCUGUCAGAUGAAGGACGACACUCUCAGACUGCAGAGGCCUCAGGACAUGCUCAGGUCAAAUGCAAGGUCCGAUGUUUCUGAGUUACAGAAUAAGCUUCAGACUAUAACAAUAUCGAAAGGCAAGGCUCCCAAGAAAAUGGGUAUGAUAUCUGAUUAUACAUCAAGAAUGGGACGCCGAAAAUCAAAGAGGAAGCCACCUCCCAAAAAGAAACUGACGGGUAACUUGGACACCCAAUUUACCUGUCCCUUUUGUAACCACGAGAAGUCCUGUGACGUCAAAAUGGAACGCACUCGAAACACAGGAAUAAUAUCAUGCACCGUCUGCUUGGAAGAAUUCCAGACUCCCAUUACUUAUCUUUCAGAACCAGUGGAUGUUUACAGUGAUUGGAUAGAUGCCUGUGAAGCAGCCAAUCAGUAGCAGUGGUCCCCAUGACUCUAAUCCCUGUCUGACCUCACCCCUCAUUCCCUAUGAUGGGUCACAUAUCUCUGGCUGGGCCAGGGCUUUGUCAAGUAGUGAAUGUGGAGAACAAAAGAUCACGGAUAACACAUCUGUGAAAUCUUCAGUGUCUACACACUAACGGAUUUGAUAUGAAGAAAGAUACACUCCCUGUCCUCCCUUUCUGUGACAGGGUGGGAUGGGGGUAGGGCAAUGAAAUGUCCCAAUGGUCCUGAUCUUUGAGAAUUCCACUAAGUUUCAACCCACCUCAUCAUUUGUUAUGUUUUACAGGCAAGCCUGUUGGUAGAUAUCUUUAGACUUUCCCAAGCUGCCAUGUCCCCCUUUAGUGGAGAAAGUAGAUUUCAUUUAUAAAAAUUAAAAAAAGGUGUGAUCCUGUAGUUUUUUGUUUGUUUAUGUCAUGAUUUUUAUUUCAUUUUUUUUGUACGGGAAUUACUUGAUCAAUAAACACAACAAUGUAAUUCA
Coregonus clupeaformis (lake whitefish) is the source of this 1534-nucleotide messenger RNA. Its product is annotated as transcription elongation factor 1 homolog. The record is from RefSeq and is a predicted model, not a curated record. NCBI's taxonomy places the organism in Eukaryota, Metazoa, Chordata, Actinopteri, Salmoniformes, Salmonidae. Gene Ontology annotation, biological process: transcription elongation by RNA polymerase II. The transcript has 12 exons. Bases 230 to 1033 code for a protein of 267 amino acids. Gene Ontology annotation, molecular function: RNA polymerase II complex binding. Gene Ontology annotation, cellular component: transcription elongation factor complex.